AACGUACACAGAGGCCACUCUCAACGUCCGCCCACCAUGUCGAUCGAUUUCCCCAAGGAAGAGGAAAACACCAUCCAGCGAUGGCGCGAGAUCAAGGCCUUUGAGACCCAGGUCGAGCUGUCCAAGGGCAACCCGCUCUACACCUUCUACGAUGGCCCGCCCUUCGCCACCGGCCUCCCCCACUACGGCCACUUGCUCGCCUCGACCAUCAAGGACAUCAUCCCCCGAUACUGGUCCAUGAAGGGCUUCCACGUCGAGCGCCGCUUCGGCUGGGACACGCACGGCCUGCCCAUCGAGCACGAGAUCGACAAGAAGCUGGGCAUCUCAGGCAAGGCCGCCGUCAUGGAGAUUGGCCUCGAAAACUACAACGCCGAGUGCCGGUCCAUCGUCAUGAGGUAUCGCGAGGAGUGGCGCCACACGGUCGAGCGUCUCGGUCGCUGGAUCGACUUUGACAACGACUACAAGACCAUGGACCCGACCUUCAUGGAGUCCGAGUGGUGGGUCUUCAAGCAGCUGUUCGACAAGGGCCAGGUCUACCGCGGCUACCGCGUCAUGCCCUACUCGACCGCCCUCACCACCGCCCUCUCCAACUUCGAGGCCAACCAGAACUACCAGGACGUCACCGAUCCCGCCGUCGUCGUCGCCUUCCCCUUGAUCGAGGACCCCAACACCUGCCUCCUUGCCUGGACCACCACGCCCUGGACCCUGCCCUCCCACACCGGCCUGGCCGCCCACCCCGACUUUGAAUAUGUCAAGAUCGCCGACGAGAAGAGCGGAAAGAACUACAUCCUGCUCGAGAAGCUCCUGACGACGCUCUACAAGGACCCCAAGAAGGCCAAGUUCAAGGUGCUCGAGAAGAUUAAGGGCAAGGACAUGCUCGGCUGGAAGUACGAGCCCCCCUUCAACUACUUCUACGACGAGUACAAGGACGUUGCCUUCAAGGUCCUCAACGCUACCUACGUCACCGACGACAGCGGUACCGGUAUCGUCCACCAGGCCCCCGCCUUCGGUGAGGACGAUUACAACGUGGCCGUCGAGGCGGGUAUCGUCACCGAGAAGCGCCCCCCUCCCGACCCGGUCAACGAGACUGGCCACUACACUGACCGCGUCUCCGAUUUCGCCGGCAUGCACGUCAAGGAGGCCGACAAGCACAUCAUCAAGCACCUCAAGAACUCGGGCAAGCUCGUUGUCGAGUCUCAGCUCAAGCACUCGUACCCCAUGUGCUACCGCUCCGACACGCCCCUCAUCUACAAGGCCGUGCCCUCGUGGUUCAUCCGCAUCCCCGACAUCAUCCCCCAGAUGUUGAAGAACAUUGAGGGCUCCCACUGGGUCCCCUCCUUUGUCAAGGAGAAGCGUUUCGCCAGCUGGAUCGCCAACGCCCGCGACUGGAACGUCUCGCGUAACAGGUACUGGGGUACUCCCAUCCCUCUGUGGAUGAGCGACGACGGCGAGGAGAUUGUGUGCAUUGGCAGCAUCGAAGAGCUCAAGCAGCUUUCCGGCUACGAGGGUGAGAUCACCGAUCUCCACCGUGACAAGAUCGACCACAUCACCAUCCCCAGCAAGCAGGGCAAGGGUGUCCUCAAGCGUGCUGAGGAGGUCUUUGACUGCUGGUUCGAGUCUGGUUCCAUGCCCUACGCCUCCCAGCACUACCCCUUCGAGAACGUCGAGAAGUUUGAAAAGUCCUUCCCGGGUGACUUCAUUGCCGAGGGUCUUGACCAGACCCGUGGUUGGUUCUACACCCUUCUUGUCUUGGGUACCCACCUCUUUGGUGUCUCUCCUUUCAAGAACUGCGUCGUCAACGGUAUCGUGCUUGCCGAGGAUGGCAAGAAGAUGUCCAAGCGUCUCAAGAACUACCCCGACCCUACUCUUGUCAUGAACAAGUAUGGUUCGGAUGCCCUCCGUCUGUACCUCAUCAACUCUCCUGUUGUGCGUGCCGAGCCGCUCCGCUUCAAGGAGGCUGGUGUCAAGGAGGUCGUUGCCAAGGUUCUCCUUCCUCUGUGGAACUCGUACAAGUUCUUUGAGGGCCAGGUUGCUCUCCUCAAGAAGGUGGAGAACGUCGACUAUGUGUUUGACCCCAAGAUGGAGUCUUCCAACGAGAACGUGAUGGACAAGUGGAUUCUUGCUUCGUGCCAGUCUCUGCUCGAGUUUGUCAACGAGGAGAUGAAGGGUUACCGCCUCUACACUGUUGUCCCUCGCCUCCUCGAGCUCAUCGACAACACCACCAACUGGUACAUCCGCUUCAACCGCAAGCGUCUUAAGGGCGAGAACGGCCUCAACGACACCCUCCACGCCCUCAACACCCUCUUCGAGGUCCUCUUCACCCUCUGCCGUGGCCUCGCCCCCUUCACUCCCUUCCUCACCGACACCAUCUACCUCAAGCUCCUUCCCCACAUUCCCAAGGAGCUCCAGGCCAAGGACCCCCGCUCCGUGCACUUCCUCCCCUUCCCCGAGGUCCGCAAGGAGCUCUACAACCCCGACGUCGAGCGCCGCGUGCAGCGCAUGCAAAAGGUCAUUGAGCUCGCCCGCUACUCGCGCGAGAAGCGUUCGGUUGGUCUCAAGCAGCCCCUCAAGACCCUUGUUGUCAUCCACCACGACGAGCAGUACCUUGCCGACAUCGAGUCGCUCAAGGGCUACAUUACCGAGGAGCUCAACGUGCGGGACCUCGUGCUCACUUCAGACGAAGCCAAGCACGGCGUUCAGUACUCGGUCUCGGCCGACUGGCCUGUGCUCGGCAAGAAGCUCAAGAAGGACAUGGGCCGCGUUAAGAAGGCUCUUCCGUCGGUCACCUCGGAUGAGGCCCACGCCUACACGCAGACGGGCAAGCUCGUUGUGGACGGCAUCACGCUCGAGGCGGGCGACCUGGUGGUCAAGCGCGGUCUCAAGGAGGACGACAGCUCCAAGAACCUCGAGACCAACACGGACAACGACGUGCUCACCAUCCUGGACGUGGAGAUUUACCCCGGCCUGGCGGAGGAGGGUCUGGCGCGUGAAAUCAUCAACCGUGUGCAGAGGCUGCGCAAGAAGGCUGGUCUCCAGCCGACGGAUGAUAUCAAGAUGGAGUACAAGGUGACGGCGGACCCCGAGGAGACGGGUAUUGAGAAGGUGUUUGACACGCAGAUGGCCAUGAUUGAGAAGGCGCUCAGGAGGCCGCUGGAUAAGCACGAGGUGACGCAUGUGGAGGGCAAGAUUCCGGCGGAGAAGGAAGAGGGCAUCAUUAUGGAGGAGGAGCAGGAGGUUGGCAAGGCUACCUUCUUGUUGAGGUUGUUGAAGCUUUAAGUUUAAAGUCUACACUAGUAGAAAAGGUUGUAGAUGUGAUGUGGGAAAAGUUCAAGCGAGUCAAAACAUGUGUGGGAUAGACUAGCAAUGAUGGAUGAUGGAUGAUGAAAUGUUUAAAAAUAUUCAAAAAGAUUUCUGGUACUUUGUGUCUUGUGGUUUACCU
Molecule: messenger RNA, 3439 nt
Organism: Neurospora tetrasperma FGSC 2508
Lineage: Eukaryota; Fungi; Ascomycota; Sordariomycetes; Sordariales; Sordariaceae
Exons: 3
Coding region: 37-3276 (1079 amino acids)
Biological process (GO): isoleucyl-tRNA aminoacylation
Molecular function (GO): isoleucine-tRNA ligase activity; tRNA binding; aminoacyl-tRNA deacylase activity
Source: RefSeq, a predicted model, not a curated record